UGCACCCGUGGGGCCCUGGAAGCGUCGGCUCGCGAGCCGCUGAGCGAGGUGCAGCUUGGAGAGGCCGGGGCCCCCGGGGCGCGGGUGGAGGCCGGCGCCAUGGAGCCCCCGGCCGCCCCCUCGGAGAGGAGCCUGUCUCUGUCCCUGCCUGGGCCCCGGGAGGGCCAGGCUACCCUGAAGCCGCCCCCCCAGCACCUGUGGCGGCAGCCGCGGACCCCUAUCCGUAUCCAGCAGCGCGGCUACUCGGACAGCGCAGAGCGCGCAGAGCCCGAACGGCCGCCGCACCGGCCCAUAGAACGCGCCGACGCCGUGGAUACCAGCGACCGGCCUGGCCUGCGCAAGUCCCGCAUGUCCUGGCCCUCGUCCUUCCACGGCACCGGCAGCGGCGGCGCGGGCGGAGGUAGCUGCAGGCGCUUCGAGGCAGCCGAGAAUGGGCCAAUGCCAUCGCCCGGCCGCAGCCCCCUGGACUCGCAGGCGAGCCCAGGCCUCGUGCUGCACCCUGCGGGGGCUGCCAGCCAACGCCGAGAGUCCUUCCUCUACCGCUCGGACAGUGACUACGACAUGUCACCCAAGACCAUGUCCCGGAACUCGUCGGUCACCAGUGAAGUGCAUGCCGAAGAUCUCAUCGUAACACCGUUUGCUCAGGUGCUGGCCAGUCUCCGGAGUGUUCGCAGCAACUUCUCGCUCCUGACCAAUGUGCCCAUUCCCAGCAACAAGCGGUCACCAAUGGGCGGCCCACCCCCCGUCUGCAAGGCCAUGCUGUCAGAGGAGACGUGUCAGCAGUUGGCCUGGGAGACGUUGGAGGAGCUGGACUGGUGUCUGGAGCAGCUAGAGACCAUGCAGACAUACCGCUCUGUCAGCGAGAUGGCCUCUCACAAGUUCAAGAGGAUGCUAAACCGUGAGCUCACACACCUGUCAGAGAUGAGCAGGUCAGGAAACCAGGUCUCUGAGUACAUCUCCACAACGUUCCUGGACAAGCAGAACGAAGUAGAGAUCCCAUCACCCACGAUGAAGGAGCGAGAGAAACAGCAAGCGCCGCGGCAGCAGCGACCCCCUCAGCACCCCCCGCCCCCUGUGCCACAGUUCCAGCCCAUGUCUCAUAUCACGGGCGUCAAGAAACUGAUGCACAGCAGCAGCCUGAACAACUCCAGCAUCCCCCGCUUUGGGGUCAAGACUGAUCAAGAGGAGCUCCUGGCCCACGAGCUGGAGAACCUGAACAAGUGGGGCCUGAACAUCUUUUGUGUGUCGGAUUACGCUGGAGGCCGCUCCCUUAGCUGUAUCAUGUACACGAUAUUUCAGGAGCGGGACCUGCUGAAGAAGUUCCGCAUCCCGGUGGACACCAUGGUGACGUACAUGCUGACGCUGGAGGACCACUACCAUGCAGACGUGGCCUACCACAACAGCCUGCACGCGGCCGAUGUGCUACAGUCCACCCAUGUGCUCCUGGCCACACCUGCGCUGGAUGCCGUGUUCACGGACCUGGAGAUCCUCGCUGCCCUCUUCGCGGCUGCCAUCCACGAUGUGGACCACCCUGGGGUCUCCAACCAGUUCCUUAUCAACACCAAUUCGGAGCUGGCACUCAUGUACAACGACGAGUCGGUGCUCGAGAACCACCACCUGGCCGUGGGCUUCAAGCUGCUGCAGGAGGACAACUGCGACAUCUUCCAGAACCUCAGCAAACGCCAGCGGCAGAGCCUACGCAAGAUGGUCAUCGACAUGGUGCUGGCCACAGACAUGUCCAAGCACAUGACCCUCCUGGCUGACUUGAAGACCAUGGUGGAGACCAAGAAAGUGACCAGCUCGGGGGUCCUCCUGCUGGACAACUACUCUGACCGAAUCCAGGUCCUGCGGAACAUGGUGCACUGCGCUGACCUCAGCAACCCUACCAAGCCGCUGGAGCUGUACCGCCAGUGGACAGACCGCAUCAUGGCCGAGUUCUUCCAGCAGGGGGACCGGGAGCGUGAGCGUGGCAUGGAGAUCAGCCCCAUGUGUGACAAGCACACGGCCUCCGUGGAGAAGUCCCAGGUGGGUUUCAUCGACUAUAUCGUGCACCCGCUGUGGGAGACGUGGGCUGACCUGGUCCACCCGGAUGCCCAGGAGAUCCUGGAUACAUUGGAGGACAACCGGGACUGGUACUACAGCGCCAUUCGGCAGAGCCCUUCACCACCACCUGAGGAGGAGCCCGGAGGGCCAGGCCACCCACCCCAACCUGAUAAGUUCCAGUUUGAGCUGACUCUGGAGGAGGAAGAGGAGGAGGAGGUGUCCACGGCCCAGAUAACACCCACAGCCCAAGAUGCGUUCACAGUGCAAGAACUAUCCACGGCCAAGGACACAUCUGUCAUAGCACUGGAUGCAUCCCCAGCUCAGGAGCUGUUGGAGGUCAAGGGCCAGGACGAAGCGUACUUGACGUGGCCAGCAGACCCAGCUGAGAAUGGGUCUACGACGCAGGACCAGUCCACAUCCCAAGACGCAUCUGUGGCUCUGGAUGCUGUAAGCCACAGCAGCCCCGCUACCCUGUCCCCUGAAAGCCCCCCUCUGCCUGCCUUGAGGACCCCACCCCCUGAAGAGGAGGUCCCGGGCCUCCUGGGCCUCCCCUCCACGGCGGCCGAGGUGGGGGCCCAAAGGGAGCAUCAGGCUGCCAAGCGAGCGUGCAGCGUGUGCACUGGGACAUCCAGCCAGGCUCCAGCCACAUUGCCAGCUCCCAGCGGGUGGGGGUCAGGUGGAGGCCCCACCUGA
This is a messenger RNA of Trichechus manatus latirostris (Florida manatee), 2736 nucleotides long. RefSeq names its product phosphodiesterase 4A (gene PDE4A). Gene Ontology annotation, cellular component: cytosol; perinuclear region of cytoplasm; nucleus. The coding region runs from base 100 to 2736 and encodes 878 amino acids. Gene Ontology annotation, biological process: signal transduction. Gene Ontology annotation, molecular function: 3',5'-cyclic-AMP phosphodiesterase activity. The transcript has 15 exons. NCBI's taxonomy places the organism in Eukaryota, Metazoa, Chordata, Mammalia, Sirenia, Trichechidae. The record is from RefSeq and is a predicted model, not a curated record.